Trichechus manatus latirostris (Florida manatee) is the source of this 5284-nucleotide messenger RNA. RefSeq names its product ATP-binding cassette sub-family A member 8. The record is from RefSeq and is a predicted model, not a curated record. The coding region runs from base 222 to 4892 and encodes 1556 amino acids. Gene Ontology annotation, biological process: lipid transport; transmembrane transport. The transcript has 38 exons. Gene Ontology annotation, molecular function: ABC-type transporter activity; lipid carrier activity; ATP binding. Lineage: Eukaryota; Metazoa; Chordata; Mammalia; Sirenia; Trichechidae. Gene Ontology annotation, cellular component: mitochondrial inner membrane; intracellular membrane-bounded organelle.
UCCAAGAGGGAUUGCGUAUCUGGCAGCCAACAAAAUUGAGAUCAUAACCUCGCUCUGAAAGCAGUCUCAACAGGGACACUUCACAGAAGGCAAACAGUUAAAGCAAAAUCUAGAGAUGGAGCAGAGUCCACAAAAACAACUAAAUUGUUUUCCUGUAAAUAAGGAGAUCCUGGAUAAACAGUGCUUCUAGAGUUCUUGCUUCAAAUUACUCAAAAGGCAAAAUGAGUAAGAGAAAGAUAAGACUGUGUCAACAAACUGGGGCCUUAUUAUGCAAGAAUGUUCUUAAAAAAUGGAGGAUGAAAAGAGACUCCUUAAUGGAAUUGUUGAUCUCAUCCCUCCUACUACUUUGUUUGUACCUAUCUCCUUAUAUCCAUCAUGUUAAUGAUUUCUCUUCGAUGCCCACUGUGGACCUGGGACGUGUAGAUUCAUUUAAAGAUUCUGACUAUAUUAUGGCAUACACACCCGUCACCAAUACAACCCAACAGAUAAUGAAUAAAGUAUCCUCAGCCCCCUUUAUGACAGAUAGGGCAGUCAUGGGACUGUUGGAUGAAGAAAGUAUUGAAGAAUUAUCUGCAAUGUAUCCUGAGGAAAUAGUAAAAGUCAUCUUCACUAAUACAUUCUCAUAUCAUUUGAAGUUCUUGUUGGGACACAGAAUCCCAAUAAGAGAGGAACACAGGGACCAUACAGCUCAUUGUUAUGAAAUCAAUGGAGAUAUUGACUGUGGAAUUUCAGAUUUCUGGAAGAAAGGUUUUGUGGCUUUUCAAGCUGCCAUUAAUGCUGCUAUCAUAGAAAGCACAACAAAUCAUUCAGUGAUGGAAGAAUUAAUGUCAGCUACUGGAAAAAUUAUGAAGAUAUAUCCCUUCAUUAGUCAAGGAGGACUUAUGACAGAUUUCUUUAUUUUCUUCUGCAUCUUUGCCUUUUCCCCACUCACUUACUACGCCUCUAUCAAUGUUACAAGAGAGAGGAAAAAGAUGAAGGGCUUGAUGACAAUGAUGGGUCUUCGAGACUCAGCAUUCUGGCUAUCCUGGGGUUUGCUCUACGCUGCUUUUAUCUUCAUCAUGGCCUUUUUUGUGACACUUAUUGUUAAAUCUUCCCAAUUUGUCGUCCUGACUGGCUUUGUGGUGGUCUUCACCCUCUUUCUCCUCUAUGGAUUGUCUUUGAUAGCCUUGGCUUUCUUAAUGAGCGUCUUGGUAAAGAAAUCCUUCCUCACUGGCCUGCUGGUGUUGCUUCUCACUGUCCUUUGGGGGAGUCUGGGAUUCACAGUGUUGUACAGACACCUUCCUGCAUCCUUGGAGUGGACUUUAAGCAUUUUCAGCCCUUUUGCCUUCAUGCUUGGAAUGGCCCAGCUUCUACACUUGGACUAUGAUUUGAAUUCUAAUGCAUUUCCUGACUCCGCGGACGGCUCAAAUCUAAUCAUAGCAACACAUUUCAUGUUGGCGUUUGAUAUUUUCCUCUAUCUGACAUUGACGAUUUACUUUGAAAAAGUUUUGCCAAAUGACUAUGGACAUCGAUAUUCACCCUUGUUUUUCCUGAAGUCCUCGUUUUGGUCACGACAACAAAAGGCUGAUCAGGUGGCCCUUGAAGAUGAACUAGAUUCUGAUCUUUCAUCUAACGACUCUUUUGAACCAGUGUCUACAGAGUUCCAUGGUAAAGGAGCCAUCAGAAUCAGAAAUGUUACAAAAGAAUACAAAAGAAAGGCUGACAACAUAGAAGCUUUGAAAGAUCUGUCAUUUGACAUAUAUGAAGGGCAGAUCACUGCAAUACUUGGCCAUAGUGGAGCUGGGAAAUCGACACUGCUGAACAUUCUUAGUGGGUUGUCUGUUCCUACCAAAGGUUCAGUCACCAUCUAUAAUAACAAACUUUCAGAAACGACUAACUUCGAAAAUAUCAGCAAGCUCACUGGAGUUUGUCCACAAUCUAAUGUUCAAUUUGACUUCCUCACCGUGAAGGAAAAUCUCAGGCUAUUUGCUAAGAUAAGAGGGAUUUUUCCACAAGAAGUAGAUAAAGAGGUAGAAAGAGUUUUGCUGGAAUUGGAAAUGAAAAAUAUUCAGGAUAUCGUUGUUCAAAACUUAAGUGGUGGACAGAAAAGAAAACUAACCUUUGGGAUUGCCAUUUUAGGAGAUCCUCAGAUUUUCCUGUUAGAUGAACCAACUGCUGGGUUAGAUCCCUUUUCAAGACACCGCAUAUGGAACCUCCUGAAGGAGUGUAAAAAAGAUAGAGUGAUCCUCUUCAGUACCCAGUUCAUGGAUGAGGCUGACAUCCUGGCUGAUAGGAAAGUGUUUCUCUCCAAAGGGAAGCUGAAGUGUGCAGGCUCUUCUCUGUUUCUAAAGAAGAAAUGGGGGAUUGGAUAUCAUUUAAGUUUGCAGGUGAAUGAAAUGUGUGUUCAGGAAAAAAUAACAGCACUUAUUAAACAGCACAUCUCUGAUGCCAAAUUAUCAGCAGAAAGUGAAGGAAAACUUAUCUAUACGUUGCCCUUAGAAAGAACAAAUAAAUUCCCAGACCUUUACAGGGAUCUUGAUAUGUGUCCUGGCCUGGGAAUUAAGAAUUAUGGUGUUUCUAUGACAACUCUGAGUGAGGUGUUCCUGAAACUAGAAGGAAAAUCAGCCAUUGACGAAUCAGAUGUUGGCAUUUUGGGAGAAGUACAAGCAGAAGGAGCUGGGGACACAGAAAGGCUUGUUGAGAUGGAACAAGUCCUCUCUUCACUUAAUGAGAUGAAAAACACAAUAGGUGGCAUGGCUCUCUGGGGAAAGCAAGUCUGUGCAAUUGCAAAGGUUCGCUUAUUAAAGUUAAAGCAUGAAAGAAGAGCACUUUUAUCACUGCUAUUGAUUUUAGGGAUUGGAUUUUCCCCUCUUCUUUUGGAGUAUAUCAUCACAAAAAUAUAUCAAAAAAGUUACACUUGGGAACUUUCUCCUCAUAUGUAUUUUCUGGCUCCUGGACAACAACCACAUGACCCCCUCACUCGCUUAUUGAUCAUCAAUAAAACAGGGGCAAGCAUUGAUGACUUUAUGUAUUCUGUGGAACACCAGAACAUAGCUCUGGAGGUGGAUGCAUUUGGAACUAGAAAUGGCACAGAUGACCCAUCUUAUAAUGGAGCCAUCACUGUGUCUGGUAAUAAAAAGAAAUACCACUUUUCGUUAGCAUGCAAUGCCAAAAGAUUGAAUUGUUUCCCAAUUCUUAUGGAUAUUGUUAGUAAUGGGCUACUUGGAAUGUUUAAACCAUCAGCACACAUCCAAACUGACAGAAGCACAUUUUGGGGGGAGGAACAGAAUAACCCCUUUGAAUUCCUAAGCUUUACCAUGUUCUGGCUGAUUUUGGCAGCCAGUUGUUCUCCUUAUAUUGCCAUGAGCAGCAUUGAAGAUUAUAAGAACAAAGUCCGGUCUCACUCCAAAGACAACUUUUAUUUCACUUCUAUAAUUAAAAUAUUCUAUAUAUCAGAUCCUAAGUGUAUCCAGAGAUGUCUCAUUCAUGAUACUCUAGGCAAAAGGAAUUUGGCUAAGCCACUAAGAGAAAAUAUCAAUGGAGACAUUGAUUUCAGCUUGACUGAUGAGAUCACCAUGUUCUCUGUGGUUGGAUUUCUGUUAGAAAGCGAUGGGAGUGGUGCACUACUUUGCAUCACCUUUUUCAUUCCACCUGCCACACUGAUUGGCUGUAUGUUCUUAUCUUUUCGUCUUUUCAUGUUUGCUGUGUUUAGUGAAAAAAGUGCCGUAGAAGCAUACCUGGUAUUUCUAAUCCCUUUCCUUCAUUUUAUCAUCUUUGUUUUUAUUCUGCGAUGUCUGGAAUGGAAGUUUGGAAAGAAAACAAUGAGAAAGGAUCCCGUCUUUAGAAUUUCUCCAAGAAGCAGCGACGUUUGUCAAAAUCCAGAAAACCCAGAAGGAGAGGAUGAAGAUGUUCAGAUGGAAAGAGUGCGAACAGCAAAUGCCUUGAAUUCCACAAACUCUGAUGAGGUAAAACACUCAAACGUUGUCAUUUCACCAAAUAACACAGAUGUUUCUUCAUUGUACUAUUCAAAUCAAUUAAUACUGUGUGACCAUCCUUUUUCAGGUGAGGUUUUAGGAUUAUUAGGACACAAUGGAGCUGGAAAGAGUACAUCCAUCAAGAUAGUAACUGGAGACACAAAACCGACAGCAGGACAGGUGCUACUACAAGGCAACAGCAGAGGGGAUACCACUGGGUUCCUGGGGUACUGUCCUCAGGAGAACACACUGUGGCCCACCCUGACGGUGAAGGAGCAUUUGGAUGUGUACGCCGCCGUGAAAGGGCUGAAGAAAGGAGACGCCGCUGCCGCCAUUACGCGGUUAGUGGAUGCACUCAAGCUGCAGGACCAGCUGAAGGUGCCCGUGAAGGCCUUGUCAGAGGGGAUAAAGAGGAAGCUGUGCUUCGCGCUGAGCAUCCUGGGGGGCCCGGCAGUGGUGCUUCUGGACGAGCCGUCCACGGGAAUGGACCCCGAAGGGCAGCAGCAGAUGUGGCAGGCGAUCCAGGCCACCAUCAGGAACACGGACCGGGGUGCCCUCCUGACCACCCACUACAUGGCCGAGGCCGAGGCUGUGUGCGACCGCGUGGCCAUCCUGGUGUCCGGGAGGCUCAGAUGUAUCGGUUCCAUCCAACACCUGAAAAGCAAGUUUGGUAAAGAUUACCUGCUGGAGAUGAAGGUGAAGACCCCCGCACAGGUGGAGCCCCUCCAUGCCGAGAUUCUGAGGCUUUUCCCCCAGGCUGCUCGGCAGGAGAGGAAAUUGAUAGUGAAGCAGAGCUUCAACCUGGAGGAGUACAGCCUGUCUCAGUCCACCCUGGAGCAGGUUUUCCUGGAGCUUUCCAAGGAGCAGGAGUUGGAUGAUUUUGAUGAGGAAAUUGAUCCCUCAGUGAAGUGGAAGCUUCUCCCCCAGGAAGAGCCUUAAAGCCCCCUAAUACCCAAUGAUGCUGUUUAACCUUGUGGUUGCUUUUUUAAGACAUUUAUUUUUAUAUCAUUAAUGUCCUAUUCUUAGAAACUACAUUAUAAACACUGAAAUGGCUCUUCAUGAUGUCAUAAUUAUAAUGUUAUGAUUUUACUCGGAAAUACUGGAAAGGUUCUUGGUGGUGUGGGAGAGGAGGAGUGAGCGCCAGGGAAGUGCAGUAGGGCACCGCCAGAGGCACCUGGCGGGCAGACCUCCCAGUCACAGCCUCUAUGUCACUGCAGAUCACCCGGUUUCAUACUUCUGUAUAAUGCUGAAUAAAUAAAAUUUCUUUAAUAAGAUUAAGUCUCUGCAUCUAAUAAAUGUUGUUUAAUUUUUCUAACCUAGACUGAAAAGUC